This is a messenger RNA of Cyclopterus lumpus (lumpfish), 1056 nucleotides long. It is a transcript of the gene ngfra, whose product is annotated as nerve growth factor receptor a (TNFR superfamily, member 16). The record is from RefSeq and is a predicted model, not a curated record. The coding region runs from base 1 to 1056 and encodes 351 amino acids. Lineage: Eukaryota; Metazoa; Chordata; Actinopteri; Perciformes; Cyclopteridae. The transcript is spliced from 6 exons. Gene Ontology annotation, biological process: Rho protein signal transduction. Gene Ontology annotation, molecular function: nerve growth factor binding; coreceptor activity; death receptor activity. Gene Ontology annotation, cellular component: plasma membrane; cell surface.
AUGACUACUACUUUAUCGCUGGUGAUUCUUUGCGCGUUGGUGGUGUUAGCGUUGGCGUCCAAGACGGGCCGGGCGGUGCAGGUGCCCUGCGACUCCGGCCAGUACACCGCAAAUGGAGAAUGCUGCCAGGAGUGUCCACCCGGAGAGGGAGUGGUGAAGAAGUGUGGCGCCACGCAGACCACCUGCUCCCAGUGUUUGGACAGCGAGACCUUCUCGGAGAACUACAGUGUCACGGAGCAGUGCCGGCCGUGCACCGAGUGCACCGGCCUGAUGCGGAUGGAGACGCCCUGCACCGACUCCAACGACGCCAACUGCGUCUGCAACUACAACUUCUUCUUCGACGAGAUACUCGGCCAGUGCGAGCCGUGCACGGUGUGCCCGGCGGGCCAGGGCGUGUUCUCGCACUGCGAACACGAUCACGACACGGUGUGCGAGGAGUGCGUGGACGAUACCUACUCGGACCGGGACAGCUCUCUCGACCCCUGCCUGCCCUGCACCAUCUGUGACGAGGACAGUGAGAUACAGCUGGCAGAGUGCACACCCUACAUGGACUCUGUCUGCCACAAUCCUCUCUUCCCAACAUAUUUCCCUCCCACCUCCGAUAUGGGCCUGUCUCCACCCUCCUUCACCAAUUACUUCCUCCCUGAUGGCUCAGACGGCCCGUUGCCAGGAGAGACCACCACGUCCAGCGCUGGCUCUCCACGCUUCCUCGGCCACGGCCUCAACGAAAACCUCAUCCCCAUCUACUGCUCCAUCCUGGCCGCCGUGGUGGUGGGCCUCGUGGCCUACAUCGUUUUUAAGAGGUGGAAUAGCUGCAAGCAGAACAAGCAGGCAGCUAACAACCGCGCGGCUACGAACAACCAGAUGGUGACGCCGGAGGGAGAGAAGCUGCACAGCGACAGCGGCAUCUCGGUGGACAGUCAGAGUCUGCAGGAGCAGCAGCAGCAGGCCCAGGCGGAGGUCCAGGCUCAGCCUUCACGCUCACGCACACAGGAGCACAUUGUGGUGAGGGUGGAUGGCGGCCCCCAGCCUGACACGCCUCCCCCUGAAGUCUGA